AUGGAGGACCCCAACGGCGUCGGGCCCGGGGCGGGCAGCCCACCUGGGAACGGUAGCAGCCCCGGAGGAGGAGGAGGCAGCAAGGGAAAGCAGGCGUCGCCCAAGAGCCGUGAAAUGUUCAAGAACCAGCGGAGGGAGUCCGAGGGCUCUGUGGACUGCCCCAACCUGGAGUUCGAGUACGGAGAUGCUGGUGAACAUGGGGCGGAGCUGUCAGAACUGUACAGCUACACUGAGAACCCAGAAUUCACUAUCAACCGGCACUGCUUUGAAGAGGAUUUCAGAACUCAAGUACAAGGUAAGGGCUGGCUGGAACUGGAGGAGGCCUCACAGAAAGCCUAUGUAAUGCGUCUCUUGGACCGGUUGGAGGUGGUUAACAGGGAACAACGACUGAAAGUGUCCCGGGCUAUCCUCUACCUGGCCCAGGGCACCUUUGGUGAAUGUGACACAGAGGCUGAUGUCCUGCACUGGUCCCGAUAUAACAGCUUUCUGCUCUACCAAAUGGGAACUUUCACUGCCUUCCUAGAGCUACUGCGCAUGGAGACUGACAACAGUCAGGCCUGUAGCAGUGCCCUUCGGAAACCAGCCAUCUCCCUGGCAGACAGCACAGAACUCAGAGUGCUACUCAGCGUCAUGUACCUGCUGGUGGAAAACAUUCGCCUGGAAUGGGAGACAGACCCUAGUGGAUGGAGGGCAGCCCGGGAAACCUUCCGAACAGAGCUGAGCUUCCCAGUGCACAGCGAGGAGCCUUUUGUUCUCUUGCUUUUCUCCAUGAUCACCAAAUUCUGCAGUGGCCUCGCCCCUCACUUCCCCAUGAAGAAGGUCCUGCUUCUGCUCUGGAAGGUGGUCCUGUUUACCCUGGGUGGUUUUGAGAUCCUACAGGCCUUGAAGAUACAGAAGAGGGCAGAAUUUGGCCUGCCCCCGCUGGCAGAGGACAGCAUCCAGGUGGUCCGCAGCAUGAGGGCCGCUUCACCCCCCUCCUACACCCUGGACCUGGGGGAGUCACAGAUGGCACCGCAGUCCUCCAAACAACGAGGCCGCCGGGGGCGGAAGCAGCUCCUCACAAAGCAGGACAGCCUGGACAUCUACAAUGAACGUGAUCUCUUCAAGAAUGAGGACCCUCCCCCAGAGGAGGAGGAAGAGGCAGGAGAAGGAGAGAACACCCUGGAUGGAGAACUUGACCUGCUGGAGCGGGGACCCCUGGUCCCACCUCGACCCUCCCAGACUCCCACCACAGAGCGUGUGACUUUCCCUAAGGGUUUACCGUGGGCCCCCAAGGUCAGACAGAAGGACAUUGAGCACUUCUUGGAGAUCAGUAGGAACAAAUUCAUCGGCUUCACCCUGGGGCAGGACACAGACACCUUGGUGGGAUUGCCAAGGCCCAUUCAUGAAAGUGUGAAGACCUUGAAGCAGCACAAGUACAUCUCCAUCUCUGACGUUCAGAUCAAGAAUGAGGAGGAGCUGGAGAAGUGUCCCAUGUCCCUGGGAGAAGAGGAGGUGCAGCAGACCCCGUGUGAAAUCCUUUACCAGGCCAUGCUGUAUAAUCUCCCACAGUACAUGAUUGCUCUGCUGAAGAUUCUCUUGGCUGCAGCCCCAACUUCCAAGGCCAAGACAGAUUCAAUCAACAUCCUGGCAGACGUCUUGCCCGAGGAGAUGCCCAUCACUGUGCUUCAGAGCAUGAAGCUGGGCUUUGAUGUGAACAGACACAAAGAGAUCAUUGUAAAGAGCAUCUCUGCCGUGCUGCUCCUGCUGCUGAAGCACUUCAAACUCAACCACAUCUACCAGUUUGAAUAUGUAUCCCAACACCUGGUGUUUGCCAAUUGUAUUCCCUUGAUCCUGAAAUUCUUCAAUCAAAAUAUCUUAUCCUACAUCACAGCCAAAAACAGCAUCUCAGUCCUGGAUUAUCCCUCCUGUACCAUCCACGAUUUGCCAGACCUUACUGCUGAAAGCCUGGAAGCUGGAGACAACAAUCAGUUCUGCUGGAGGAACCUAUUCUCCUGUAUCAAUUUACUCAGGCUGCUUAACAAACUGACCAAGUGGAAGCAUUCCAGGACCAUGAUGUUGGUGGUGUUUAAAUCUGCCCCUAUCCUCAAGCGGGCACUCAAGGUCAAGCAGGCCAUGUUACAACUGUACGUAUUGAAGCUGCUGAAGAUCCAGACCAAGUACUUGGGGCGUCAGUGGAGGAAAAGCAACAUGAAAACCAUGUCGGCCAUCUAUCAGAAAGUGAGGCACCGCAUGAAUGAUGACUGGGCUUAUGGCAAUGACAUUGAUGCCAGGCCAUGGGACUUCCAAGCAGAAGAGUGCACUUUAAGGGCCAACAUUGAGGCCUUUAACAGCCGGCGCUAUGACAGACCCCAGGACUCAGAGUUUGCCCCUGUGGAUAACUGUUUGCUGAGUGUCCUGGGGCAGAAGCUGGAACUCCCUGAGGAUUUCUGUUAUUCAUACGAGCUCUGGUUGGAGAGGGAGGUGUUUUCACAGCCCAUCUGUUGGGAGGAGCUACUCCAGAGUCACUGA
Molecule: messenger RNA, 2511 nt
Organism: Vombatus ursinus (common wombat)
Lineage: Eukaryota; Metazoa; Chordata; Mammalia; Diprotodontia; Vombatidae
Gene: STRIP2
Product: striatin interacting protein 2
Exons: 21
Coding region: 1-2511 (836 amino acids)
Biological process (GO): cytoskeleton organization
Cellular component (GO): cytosol
Source: RefSeq, a predicted model, not a curated record